GAAUGCAGCAACUGUUAUUGGUAGUGCUGGUGUGCACCAGCUCAUUUAGUAGCUGCUGUCGGUGAUGCAGCUGAUCCGUCUCUCAAAGACAUGCCAUCCUUGAAGACCUGUCCAAUCAAUACCUCUAAGCCUUCUCACAAUACUCCUAGCCGCAUGCAUCGUUAGAUACCAUCCGCCUAUAGGUUUAGGUGAAUUUUGGAUUGCUCUUCCACUUUAUACUUUUACUUUUCUCUAUGACCCCUUUUGCAUAGUAAUACUAUAGUAUAUCUACUUUUUUCAAAAAAAAUAUACAUGAAAAGGGACAUUGGUUUUCUUGACUUCCUUACUCGUCUCGGUUUUUUUCUUUUUUAAUAUAAAUAUCUGUUGCAUCCCAUGGACAUCUUCAAGAGUCUCGGAUUGUAUUAGGCAUUCAGUGAUUGAAGAAUUCACCAAAUACCAGCCAUGUUCUUCAUAUUUAUUCCAAUUCUUCAGUCCAUGAAGUUUCUAACUGUGAUGUGGUUUUGUGCAUUUAUAAUGGCCACUUCAUAUUCUCUCCAUGCUACUACUGCAUCCUCUGCUUCUCUCACACUUCAACGCAAUGAAGCAAAUUCUUUGCUAAAGUGGAAAGCAAGCCUUGACAACCAAAGUCAAAUUUUGCUAUCUUCAUGGGGUGGCAAUAGUCCUUGCAAUUGGCUUGGAGUUGCUUGUGACCACUUUGGAUCGAUCUGCAACAUAAAUCUUACAGAUAUUGGAUUAAGUGGUACGCUUCAAACUCUCAACUUUUCAUCACUUCCAAACAUCCUCACUCUAGAUAUGAGUAAUAACUCCUUGCACGGAAGUAUCCCUUCCCAAAUUGAGGUGUUGUCCAAACUCACUCAUCUAGAUUUAAGUGACAAUAAUUUCUCCGGACCAAUUCCAUAUCAAAUAACUCAAUUGGCCAGUCUUCAAAAAUUAUAUUUGUCACAUAAUGUUUUCAAUGGUUCUAUUCCUCGAGAAAUAGAUGAAUUAAGGAAUUUGAGAGAGCUUCAAAUUGAAUUUACCAAUCUCACAGGGACUAUCCCAAAUUCUAUUGGAAAUUUAUCCUUUUUGUCGUAUCUUUCUUUUUGGAAUUGCAAUCUCACAGGGUCUAUCCCAAUUUCAAUAGGAAAGUUGAUCAAUUUGUAUUAUCUAGAUUUUACAGGUAACAAACUUUGUGGACAUAUUCCUAAUGAAAUUGGGAAUUUGUCAAACUUAAAGUAUUUGUGGCUCGGAAGUAAUAACUUCUAUGGUCCUAUUCCUCAAGAAAUAGGGAAGUUGCAGAGCCUAGAGAUUCUACAUGCUCAACACAACAAUAUCUAUGGCCACGUUCCUGUGGAAAUUGGGAUGUUACUCAACUUAACAGAUUUAUGGCUUGCAAACAAUAAUCUUUCGGGUUCUAUUCCUCGAGAAAUUGGAAAGCUGACAAAUCUGUAUAUUCUUGAUUUGACGAAUAACAGUUUCUCAGGUACAAUCCCUCCUACAAUUGGAAAUUUGAGCAGUUUAUCACUCUUUUACCUUUAUGGAAACCAUCUAUCUGGUUCCAUUCCUAAUGAAGUGGGAAAUCUCCAUUCUCUUGUCACAAUCCAAUUGUUAGACAAUAAUCUAUCUGGGCCAAUCCCAUCUUCCAUAGGCAGAUUGAUCAAUUUGGAGUCUAUUCGCCUUAAUGGAAACAAACUCUCAGGAUCAAUUCCUUUUGCUAUUGGAAACUUGACAAAGCUCACCAACCUUCUUUUAUUCUCAAAUAAUCUCGGUGGAAAAAUUCCAGUAGAAAUGAACAUGCUAAGCAACUUGGAAAAUUUGCAAUUGUAUGAAAAUAAUUUCAUAGGUCAUUUGCCUCACAACAUUUGCAUUAGUGGGAAGUUGAUGAAGUUUACUGCUAACAGUAACUACUUCACUGGACCGAUACCAAAGAGUUUUAAGAAUUGCACCAGCCUUAGAAGAGUUUGGCUUCAACAAAACCAGUUGACUGGAAAUAUAACAGAUGAUUUUGGUGUCUAUCCAAAUUUGGAUUACAUAGAUUUGAGUGAAAAUAACUUUUAUGGCCAUCUUUCUCCAAAAUGGGGACAGUGCCUUAAUCUCUCAAGCUUCAAAAUCUCCAACAAUAAUUUAUCAGGCAGUAUUCCACUGGAAUUGAGUCAGGCAACCAAUUUACAUGUACUUCACCUAUCUUCGAACCAUCUUAUAGGAGGCAUACCAAAAGAUUUAGGUAAGUUGACAUACUUGUUUGAUCUCUCUCUUGAUCACAAUAAUCUUUCAGGAAUGGUCCCUGUACAAAUAGCAUCUUUGCAAGAUCUUGAAACAUUGAAGCUUGGUGCGAAUAAUUUUACAGGCUCAAUUCCAAGCCAACUUGGCAAUUUGGUCAAGUUGUUACAUUUGAAUUUGAGCCAAAAUAAAUUUGGGGAAAGUAUUCCAUCUGAGCUUGGUAAACUAACCUAUCUUCAAAGUCUUGAUCUUAGCAUGAACUUUUUGAGUGGAAAAAUACCACCAAUGCUAGAGGGGUUGAAAAGCUUAGAAACACUGAAUCUCUCGCACAAUAAUCUUUCGGGCGAUCUCUCCAGCCUCAAUGAGAUGGUAAGCUUGAUAUCAGUUGAUAUAUCAUACAACCAAUUGCAGGGUUCACUCCCUAACAUUCGAGCCUUCAAAAUUGCUACAAUUGAAACAUUAAGAAAUAAUAAACACUUGUGUGGCAAUAUCUCUGGCUUGGAACCAUGCCUAACAUCAAGUGUCAAAUCUCAUAAUCAUAAGACUAGUAAAGUCAUAUUGAUACUUUUACCCAUUGGUUUAGGCACUUUUAUACUAGCAUUAUUUGCCUAUGGAGUCUCAUAUCAUCUUUGUCAAACUUCAAAGACCAAAGAAAACAAGGAUGCACAACCACCUGUCGAUAAUCUUUUUGCAAUAUGGAGUUAUGAUGGGAAAAUGUUGUAUGAGAACAUAGUUGAAGCCACAGAAGAGUUUGACAAUAAACAUCUCAUUGGAGUUGGAGGACAAGGUAGUGUUUUCAAAGCAAAAUUGCACACAGGUCAAAUUGUUGCUGUGAAGAAACUCCAUGCAGUCCAAAAUGAAGAAAUCUCCAAUGUUAAAGUUUUAACAAGUGAAAUUCAAGCUUUGACAGAAAUUCGGCAUCGUAACAUUGUGAAGUUAUAUGGGUUUUGUUCUCAUUCACAAUUCUCAUUUUUAGUAUUCGAGUUCUUGGAAAAUGGGAGUGUGGAUAAGAUUUUAAAAGAUGAUGAACAAGCAAUUGCAUUUGAUUGGAACAAGAGGACUAAUGCCAUUAAAGGUGUAGCAAGUGCUUUAAGCUAUAUGCAUCAUGAUUGUUCACCUCCAAUUGUUCAUCGAGAUAUAUCAAGCAAAAAUGUUCUUUUAGAUUUGGAGUAUGUGGCUCAUGUCUCAGAUUUUGGAACAGCUAAGCUUCUUAAUCCUGAUUCAACCAAUUGGACCUCAUUCGUUGGCACAUUUGGAUAUGCAGCUCCAGAACUUGCAUUCACAAUGGAAGUAAAUGAAAAAUGCGAUGUGUAUAGCUUUGGGAUUUUAGCAUUGGAAAUACUUUUUGGAGAGCACCCUGGAGAUUUUAUAACUUCAUUGUUAACAUCUUCAUCAAAUGCCAUAAGCUCAAAACUUGAUAUUCCUUUAUUAAUGGGUAAGUUAGAUCAACGUCUUCCUUAUCCUAUAAAUCCUAUUGCAGAGGAGAUAGUUUUGACUUUGGGGAUAACAAAUGCUUGCUUGAUUGAAAACCCCCAUUCUCGCCCUACCAUGGAACAAGUGGCCAAGGUGCUUGCGUAGAAGUCAUAUUCAAUACAUUAAUUCCACAUUGUCGAGUAUAUGUAGUUGAAAGAAUAAAUCUACUGGAUAUGUAUGAGAUUAUGAGUUCCAUCCCUAUACUUGCUUUGUAAUUAUGAUAUUAGUCUUCUUUUUUAUUUAUUAUUGUACUUGAAGGUUAAUGUAAUUGAGGAACAAAUGUAUACUAUAGUUCCUAAUUACUCUUUAAUGUUUGAUGAUUAUUCCUUAGUCCGGUAUAUAAUAGGUAGAUUUCUAAGUUUAGUUAA
Messenger RNA from Cajanus cajan (pigeon pea), 4040 nucleotides. RefSeq lists its product as uncharacterized. The record is from RefSeq and is a predicted model, not a curated record. Gene Ontology annotation, biological process: protein phosphorylation. Gene Ontology annotation, molecular function: ATP binding; protein kinase activity; protein binding. NCBI's taxonomy places the organism in Eukaryota, Viridiplantae, Streptophyta, Magnoliopsida, Fabales, Fabaceae.